Notolabrus celidotus (New Zealand spotty) is the source of this 1938-nucleotide messenger RNA. It is a transcript of the gene nufip1, whose product is annotated as nuclear FMR1 interacting protein 1. The transcript has 10 exons. The record is from RefSeq and is a predicted model, not a curated record. NCBI's taxonomy places the organism in Eukaryota, Metazoa, Chordata, Actinopteri, Labriformes, Labridae. Gene Ontology annotation, molecular function: RNA binding. Bases 139 to 1812 code for a protein of 557 amino acids. Gene Ontology annotation, biological process: box C/D snoRNP assembly. Gene Ontology annotation, cellular component: nucleus.
UACUUCCUGUUCAAGGGGAAGUGACGCACAUGUAAACUACAGCAAAACAUGCACAUGUGCGCAUGGCAUGGUUAGAUACUACAGUUUAUCUCGAAAAAACUUGACUGCCGACUCAUAUUAAGGCUUCGGGGGUCCAAAAUGAACGAACUGGGACACUAUCCUCCGCCGGACUUCGGAUGUCCUGCUCCGAACACCAUCCAGCACCAACAGCAGUCCCGGUCUAGCAACUUCCACCCCAGCAUGUGGAGCUGGUCCGAGACGCCCUCGGAGCCCGGCUGGGGCCACGGCGGACAGGCGAGUUGGAAUCACUGGGAUCCGAGAGGGUCGAGCCGUGGAAACCAGGGACACAACCGUCCACAAGGUGGUCGUGAAUGGCAUCAAGGUGGACAACGAGGGGGAAGACAGAAUUAUGGAGGCCCUCCAAAUCAUGGAAAAAAGCAGAAGAACAAGAAGGAGCCAGAGUACUCCCACUACUGUGACACCUGUGACCGGGGCUUCAAAAACCAGGAGAAGUACGAUGAACAUGUUUCACAGCAUGUCACGUGCUCCGUGCCCGACUGCAGCUUCAUGGCUCAUGAAAAAAUCGUCAGCAUCCACUGGAAGAAUAACCACGCACCAGGAGCUAAAAGGAUCAAGCUGGACACUCCAGAUGAGAUCUCUAAAUGGAGAGAGGAGAGACGCAGAAACUAUCCGACACUUGCGACUGUCGAAAAGAAGAGGAAAGUGAUGGAGGCUCGGGAGGAGACGGGAGCAGUGUUAGACACAGCUCAGUUUGGUCGGAUGAGAGGCAGAGGACGAGGGAGGGGUAGAGGACGCGGCUGGGGGAACAGAGGCUUCCAUGGGCAACACCACAGAGGCCCUCAUCCACAGGACAACAGCAAUACAGAGAGGCCUCCACCCCUCACCCAGCCGAAGAGGGAGGGGGAUCCACUUGGAGCGCUGGCUACUGGCGACCACGAUUCUGACAGAGAGGACCCAGCUGUGCAGUCAAGGACAGGCGGGGUGGUUGUGGUGCCCAAACAGAUGAGUUCAGCUCUGGGAUCCCUGAUGGCCAACUACGGCUCUAUUACUGAGAGUGAAAGUGACGAAGAACCAGAUGCCAUCCCCAUCCAAAGAGCCAAGGACCUCGUCCAAGAAAACAAGGCUCUCCUCAACACAAUACCACUAAACACCCAGGACAGAGCUCCCUCAAGAGGCCAGGACACAUUUUCACCAAGAACAGAAACUUCCAAAGCCUCCCAGUCUGACUGUGCCGCUCACACACCUCACAACAGAAGAGGAAGAGGGGGGAGAGGAGGCAGGGGAGGGAGGGGUGGUAGAGGAGGGUAUCAAGACACGCCACAGACACGCCGUCCAACUCUACUUGAGAUGUUACUGGCCCAAGAUGUCCGCCAUGAGAGGAAUGUGCUCCUGCAGUGCGUGCGCUACGUUGUCCGAAACAACUUCUUCGGCCUGGAAAGCAAAACAACAGAGGAGGAUAGAACAGACAAAGCAUCACCAGCGAUCCAAAAUGGAGAGCAAGAACGGAGGCAUGAAAAUCCAUCAGAGAAAGCAGAAGCUGGUGAUCAGGAGGAUGUAGACACAAGUAACCAGAUGACACAAAGCUGGCAGGACCAAAGUUUGCAGAGGGAUCAAGUACGCACAGAAUCAUCAAAAGACUAUGUGGCCUCGGCAGUGAGUGCUGAACAGGUUGUAGGGAAUUUCAUCCAUAACGCUGAAGAGACGACUACAAGAGACUGCCACAGCUCAACCACAGAUACCUCCAAUAUUUAUGAUGACGAAGUAUGGGAGAACCCCGCUGCUGUUAUAUGAAAUCUCACGGACGGAUAUUAAUAAACCUUAUUUUGUUGAUCUUUAUACUUUCAAAUCCUUUUUUUUUUAUUUUCAAUGACCCUUAUUUCUAUGUAAUGAUAGUUUCAUUAAAGCUCCAGUGAGGAA